Molecule: messenger RNA, 693 nt
Organism: Archocentrus centrarchus (flier cichlid)
Lineage: Eukaryota; Metazoa; Chordata; Actinopteri; Cichliformes; Cichlidae
Product: suppressor APC domain-containing protein 1
Exons: 4
Coding region: 138-644 (168 amino acids)
Source: RefSeq, a predicted model, not a curated record
UCUCUCACACACAUCUACAGUCAUUCUCUCCCCGGGGGUAUUAUUCUGAGUCAGCCAGUAGCAAGCUGUGGUUUGUUGUUUGUGGUCAGCCCAGCUGUAUGGGGUAGUUGUAGCUGUCAGAGACUGAUCAGCUCUCCAUGGCCUGUCGUCCCUCCGGCUCUGGCUCCUAUACCGUGGUUAUCAUCCCGCUCAAGACCAGCCUGUACAGUGUGGACGCACUUCGCUUCUACCUAUGGAUUAAGCAGCUGAAGGAUCUGGAGAAGGAGAAGGAUGCUCUGUGGUCUGGUCUGGAGAUUCUGGAGAAGGCUCGGCUCUGGUACCUCCAGCGGCUGGAGGAGAACAGGGCUCGGCAGGACAGCAUCGAGAGCAGAAGUGGGUUUGCCUCCAGAAGGGAAGAUGGAGCAGAGGCUCGGCCCUGCCUCCUCAGGUCUCGUAUCCAGCGGGUGAAUGGUUCUCUGGGCUCUGUGAUGAGCGAACCCAACGCCAUGAGCAGCAGCAACUCCUCUCUGCCCGAGGCAGCGGCAGACAGGGACAUCCGGUGGCACAACUCAGUACUAACUCAGGAGGUGAGGGACAAAAACUGUCAAAUAUCCCUGCUUGAACAGGAAAAACAUGCUCUCCUCCGUAAACUGAAGAACUGCUGACUAUAAGCCUACAUGUAUAUUGCACCCCAAACUUAUAUUUAACUGUAUG